UUGUAUGAUUAUCAUGAGAAAACUGUAUACAGAUUAUUAACUUAAUGCCUUUCCCGUUCCUAACUUACAUUCCCUGGUUCUCACCAUGUGCUCUUUUCUCACAUUCUUUCUCUGACUGAUAAACGUUAUCAUAAACACUCAUUCUUGCUACAAGAACUUUGUACCACAGAACAAACAGGUCCGAUUUGUCUGUGUUUGACCAAUCAGCUUGCUUGUUUAUGAGAGAUCCAACAAAGUGAACCUUGUGAUUUGUCAUUCAUUCUGAAACUGGACAGCUACAUGCGGUCAUCAUGAACAGAGCAUGGGUUUUGUUCAAAUCCCACCCAUACAUCUCCAAUGUGGUGGGAUACACAACGCUUUUUGCCACAGCAGACCUCAUUCAGCAAAGCAUGAUGGGAAAAGCUCAGGACAAAGGGACAGUUCACAUACCGGAUCCAGUGGGACAAGAAGAUACCUCCAACACUACCACUGAAGAAUUUCCUGUGGCUGGAGAAGCAAACGCAGAGGAUGAUAGCAAAAUAAGGGCUCCAGUUCAACAUGCUCCUCAGCAACACAGCAUCGACUGGGCCCAGACUGCUCGGGUAGCACUGGUUGGCUUCUGUUUUCAUGCCAACUUCAAUUACCAUUGGCUACGGGGGCUGGAGAGGAUGUUUCCAGGAGGAGGGAUCAGAAGAGUUUCACUUAAAGUGUUUCUGGACCAGCUAUUUGCAGCCCCUAUGACAAUAAGUGCUUUCUACAUUGGGCUGAGCACAUUGGAGGGCGCAGAGGAUCCCCUUGAAGACUGGAGAACUAAAUUUUGGAGCUCUUAUAAGACUGGAGUUGUGUAUUGGUCAACAAUGCAGGCUGUGAACUUCUCGCUGAUCCCACCGGUGGCUCGUACUGUUUUUGUUGGAGGAGUCGCUCUUGGCUGGACUGUCUUCUUGUGUCAUUUCAAGCAACAGAAGAGUGACUUCCUGACUUAGGCUUUAUUCUGCAGCUGCUUGGCUUUGAAUUUAGCCAAAACAUGGGCUGGUCUUUAAUCAACAUAUGCAACAUAUUGUCUCCAUUUUUACUGACAGCCAGUAGUGUAUUGAACCCAGAUUUAGAAGCAUACCUCACAGUAAAAGAAAAGGUGUUCAAGUGUUUCAGGAAAAGAAGAACAGAAACCACAAGGAUCCAACUCGAAAUGAAAUCGUUGUUGUAUGAAGUCACUAACUGGGUAAAUCCUAAAGAUGAUUUUGUAAUGAGUCUCCUUGACCUUUGGAGCAACUGGGUAUUCCACAUAAUGGGUAAAAGCUUUGUCCUUUACCAAGGUUUUUAACUUCUCCCAGAAAAUAACACUGAUAAUCACCAGUGAUAAUGUGUUUAAGUUCUUUGUAAAUACAUUUGUUAUCACACUUACUCUAUAAAAGGUCAACAUUACAUAUUUUCAAAGAUUAAAGAGAAAGGUCUAAAUAAAAGAUCAGAAAACCGCUUUGGAUUAUUCUUAACAAUCCAGUGGGUAUAGCAUUGCAUACCUUAUUAAAACCUUUUAUUGUAAUUCUAACUCUGUAUUUAUUAAUGCCAUUAUCAUCUAAUAAAUCACGAAUAGCAAUAAUACCA
Molecule: messenger RNA, 1581 nt
Organism: Carassius auratus (goldfish)
Lineage: Eukaryota; Metazoa; Chordata; Actinopteri; Cypriniformes; Cyprinidae
Product: mpv17-like protein
Exons: 5
Coding region: 291-962 (223 amino acids)
Biological process (GO): mitochondrial ribosome assembly
Cellular component (GO): cytoplasm; mitochondrion; membrane
Source: RefSeq, a predicted model, not a curated record